AUGCACAGGCAACGUCGACGACCGAAGCUGAUGCCACGGCCGCUGCAAGUGGAGCCCAGCAUGAAGCAGCCUCUGAUGCCCAACAUCGCCCUGACGACGUCGACCAACGCCGGCGGCAACACGCUGACGUCGAGCGGCGUGGGCCUGGCCACCUCCCAGAUCAGCACCCACCCACCCAGCCUAGCAACCAGCAUGUCGAGUUGUGGCGGCGGUGGCAGUCAACUGCACUCGGUCGGCAUGCCGUCCGGUAUCACGGCUUGGAUGAACCAUGACGCGACGGGUCUGAUCACCAGCUCCGGCGCCGGACUCACACUCGUCAACAGCGCCGUUGCUGGGCCGGUCGGGCAGGUUGGCAACGGCGGUCUGUUGUCGGCCGGUCCGGCCACCACCAGUCCCACCGGCUCCGCCCACCGGCCACACGGAUUCCCCAGCCCGCCAACGGGAGAGUCGAACCUGGCGCCGCUUCUGCUCUCCACACCGCAGACACACGCGCAUCACACGCACCACACGCACCACACACAGCCGCCCUCGACGCCCGGCUACCCACAUGCCAACGCCCAUCCGGCUCACAUGCAUCUCGGCAUGCUGGCCGACUCCAGCCCGAUGGUACCACAAUUGGGCCACUCCCAUCUGGGACAGUUGCUCGCCGCCUCCACAUCCGGUCACGGUCACGGUCACGGUCACGGUCAUGUUCACGGUCACGGUCACGGUCACGGUCAUGGUCACGGUCACGGUUCAGUUGUCGGAGUCGGUUCUUCUGCCGCCAGCACGCCGACGAUGAACGGUCUGUUUCCGGCCAGUCCUCAGUCGGCCCACUUGACGCCACAUCCGGUCGCGUCUGCCGGCCUCUUGGCCGGUGGCCUUCCGGUCGACUACACCAACUCACCGGCCGGCUCGUCGAUCACUUCGGCCUCGUUGCAUCACCACCACGUCGGCCUGCACUCCGGCAUGGCGCUCGGCUUGGGCCUGGCGCCCGGAGCCGGAGCCGGAGGCGGAGGCGGAGGCGGAGGCGGCGCAGUUGGUACCGGAGGGCUGGCGAGCGGCGCCAGUAGCGCAGUCACCAACCUGUUGGGCACCGACGGCAGCACACCGCGCGACUCGGGCAUGGAGCUGCAGCACAGUCCACAGUUCAAGGCGCAAGGACAAUUUGCCCACUUGCCACACCUUGCGAAAGGUCUGUUGCGCUCAACUGGACUCGAAUGGACGCCAGUUGGCCAGUCGCAUGGGGCAACUGUUGAGUUCACUUUAGGCUUUUUCGCUAAUCACACCUUCACUAUGACCGGCCGGCAGCUGGUCGAGAGCAAGACGACGUCGUCUUUGGGGCAGAUCGCUUUUCAAUUCAUACACGAAGUGAGAUUCCUCGAAGCGCCCCAUCUUUUAGUAGCAUUUGCAAAAGAGUGA
Protopolystoma xenopodis is the source of this 1401-nucleotide messenger RNA. The record is from the annotation of a GenBank genome assembly. NCBI's taxonomy places the organism in Eukaryota, Metazoa, Platyhelminthes, Monogenea, Polystomatidea, Polystomatidae.